This is a messenger RNA of Mucor mucedo, 3713 nucleotides long. RefSeq lists its product as uncharacterized. Gene Ontology annotation, molecular function: protein binding; histone H3K4 methyltransferase activity; RNA binding. The coding region runs from base 79 to 3480 and encodes 1133 amino acids. The record is from RefSeq and is a predicted model, not a curated record. NCBI's taxonomy places the organism in Eukaryota, Fungi, Mucoromycota, Mucoromycetes, Mucorales, Mucoraceae. Gene Ontology annotation, cellular component: Set1C/COMPASS complex. The transcript has 8 exons.
CCUGACCCUUUCUUUUUUUUUCUUUUGUUUUUCUAAACGAACCUGUAUUGGAAAAUAUAGCUUUAUUUGAAUCUCUCCAUGGAUUCAAAAUGGUCUUCAAUUUCAACUGGAAAGGGUCCUCGCAAUUAUAAAUGUAUAUUUGACCCAGAACUAGAUACUCAAGGUUUAAGAAAAAGCAACACACCUAUUUAUGAAUAUGAAGGUGAAAAUACAUCUACAGUCAUCACACCACGGGAUCCUCGUCAAAAUCCCACACACUACGAACGAAACUUUACAAAAGGUCGUUUUCUAUAUAAAAAACAGUUCAAUUUGGUCGAAUACAAAUUUGAUGAAAACUCGGUAGGACCAAAACCUUUAACUAAAGUAUUGGUUUCUCGUUUAUCACCCCUUAUGACGGAAGCACAAAUUAUGACAUUUUUUUCAGUCUAUGGUGAAGUUUCAAUGGUAGAAAUCGAACGUUGUCCAAUUACGGGUGCUUCUUUAGGCAUUGCACAUGUAUCAUUUUCAAUUGAGUCCACAGACAUAGGGCAUGCAGCUGCGUGUCUUGCAGUUGAAAAAGGAAAUGGACGUAAAAUGGGUGCUGCCGAAUGUGUCAAAGUUUGCUUUGAUCCUAAAGGAGAAAAGCUAAGGAUGGCCAUAGAAGAUUCCAAUAGACCAUCGGCAUCAUUAAGUUUAGAUAGUCCCACCAAAACAACUGGUCGCAAUUUAAUUACUCCCACCGCACCAUCGCAUAGAAGACCAGAUAGUUAUUCUUACAGAAGUCACCACGAAGAUGGAGAAGUAAUGGACGAAAGAUCAAAUUGGGAUAGAUAUGACUCAAGAAGCUAUCCACGCUCAUCAAGAGACAAUUACAGAUAUCGAAGCUACCACGACGAUGAUUAUAAUAACGGAAGAUACAGGGAGGAAAGACCACCAAGACCAUCAUAUCAUGGGAGCGGGCCUCCCCCAGGUUAUUCGUCAUCCAGAUAUCCAUCUCCUAGACCGAUAGAUUCAUCAGAAAGAUCUUCUCGCUGGGGUAAUAACAGAAGUCCUAGUAUGAGUUCGCCUGACUCAAGAUAUAGAAGUAGAAGCAGAAGCCGUAGUCAAAGCAUCAACAGAGAUAAUUAUUAUAUGUCAGAAAGACCAUCAAACAGUAGAUGGGAGAAUGAGUCGGAUUGGGGAAGAGGUUAUAACACAAGCAGACGAAGGGCAGAUUAUUGGGAUGAUCGAAAACCGUCUCCACCAUCACGCCCUAUAUUAGUGAUAUCAAGAAAAUGUUUGCCAUUUGUUAGAGGCGUAUUAGAGGAUUUAAAGAAAAUGUUCUACUACUACAAAUUUAUUGAUAUUUAUCAUGACGAAGAGGAUUGGUUAAUCGUGUUUGAUUCACUUUCGAUAGCAAAAAGAGCUUUAGCCGCCACAUCGGAUCAGAUAUUAAUGGGCUAUAAAUUGUUAAUCACGCUUCGACAUCCUUCCACAGAACACGAGUCUCAGCAUAAAUUGAUCGAAUCGCAUACAGAAACCCAAAGUACCACAGCCACUGAUAAAAUUAUAAAGUCUGAUGUUAAUAAUAUAACCAUCGAAAGCAAUGAAUCUAUUACAACUAAUACAACUAAUACAACAUCUAAUACAAACUUAAUAAAUGGUACAGCUAUCACUUCUGAGCCGAAAACUCCAGCCACAACACAACAAAUACUAUCUGAUCAACUGGCAGACAUCUUUCUAAAAGAUUUAAAAAAUCGUAUUGCAGGCCCAGCUAUCCACGACUUUUACAAAUCAGCCCGACUAAAGCGAUCAGAAAAAGAAAUGUCUGCUGUGAAUACACCCGAAGAUUUUAGUAACGAUGACAAUACGAUGGAGGUUGAUGUGAAAAAGGCACAAGAAAAGAUGAUUGAAUCGAUUUUACCUUCACUUGGUAAACUUCCAAGGUUUAAAAGGAAGCAAAAGCCUCCAGUCGGUGAACGUGGGUAUGAAUCAUUUUUAUUCAACUCAUCAUCAGAAGCUGAUCAAUCAACGCCAGUCAACAAGCCAAAAGAGGAUAGAGCUGAAACACCAGUGUCCGCUACAUCAUCCAGCUCAGAGGAAGGCGAGUAUCACUCAGGUCCAGAAUCAGUAAGCGAUGUAGAAAAGGUUACGCCUGCUCGAGGUCGAAAGCCUGGAAUGAAGAAACAAGUAGAAAAUAGACCUCGACGUCUCAGAGAUUACCUCAGCGAAGAAGAAAGCUCUGUGGAUGAACAUGAUGCCUUUUUAAAGCAAUUACAUCGACAAGAAGAAGAGGAUAACGACCAAAGUGAUUCGGAAGAUGAUUUUGUUGAAAACGAUUCAUUUGAAGAUUUAAACAUAAGGAAACGUAAGCGUCCAUCAAAGAAGAACACAACAACAAAAAUUAAGAAGCAGAAGAAGGCAUUGAUGCAACUUCAUAGCGAUGACGACACAAGUGAAUAUGAUUCUCAACAAUACCAACCAUCUAAAUUGAAGAUGAAACAAAAGGGAAAGCAAACUAAAAAAAAAAAACCAAUCGCACCUAUCUUACCUGACAGAAUUUACGAAGUUAUUGAAGAGGAUUUAUCAAAGGACGUAAGUUCUGGAUUUGAAGAAGAAGACGAAGAAGACGAGGAAGAGAAUGAAAUGCCAAUGAUGAGAGAGACAAUAGAUCAAGCAGAGUUAGAAAGGUCUCUAUUAGCGCCAGACGAGUCUGACAGUGAGGAAUUGGCUGAACCAACAAAUGACGAUGAUGAGCCACCAGAAUGGAAUCCAUUCAACAGUAUAAAUGAUGCCGAGGAUUAUUGCUUUUUAAGGUCUGCACUAUUGGAAAGGGAGGAAAACAAGGAGCAAGGCCCUGUGACAAAUGUAAUUAAGGGUGGAUCUGCCCGAGUUCGAGGUGUAUAUACUAUUCCUGAUCAUUUAAAGGCAACAUAUCUACCUAGAAAUAAGGCUGUUAUCGAAUUACCAGCGGAUGCAGGCAGAAUAUCAUCACGUGCCACUCGUGUCAAUAAUCGUCGAUUAGUAGUGGGAAUGGAGAUGCAGAAAAAGACAAUCGAUUCUGAUAUUUUAAAAUUCAAUCAGCUACAAAGCAGGAAGAAACAAUUACGAUUCGCAAAGUCACCUAUCCAUGACUGGGGCUUGUACGCAGAGGAGCAUAUCGAUGUCAAUGACAUGGUCAUUGAGUACGUCGGAGAAAUGAUUCGACAGCAGGUGGCCGAAGAAAGAGAAAAACAAUAUGAGCGCUGUGGUAUUGGAAGUAGUUAUUUGUUCCGUGUUGAUGACGAUACUGUUAUUGAUGCUACAAAGAGCGGGAAUGUUGCUCGUUUCAUUAAUCAUUGCUGUGCACCUAAUUGCAGUGCUAAAAUUAUUACAGUCGAUAAGCACAAAAAGAUUGUUAUUUAUGCAAAUCGAGACAUUGAACCUGGAGAAGAAAUCACAUAUGAUUACAAAUUUCCAAUCGAGGCUGACAAGAUACCCUGCUUGUGUGGUAGUAAAUUCUGCAAGGGAACGCUUAACUAAGAGCAUCCUUGCACUUUCACUCUACACAUCUUCUUGAAUGGUAAUUAAUUUCGCAGGCGCAAAUAAUAAUUAUCAUUUUCGUCAUUGAAACUGUAAAAAAAAAUAACUAGAUGCACAAAAAUGGAGUUUGUUAAAUUUGCUUAUUUCCUUUUUUGUGUUACUGCCAUGGUUUGGAAAAUAAUUGUAAAUAAAGGGAAAUCCCAUUAUCCAAGUAUUCGCACAAUAAAUUCAGA